GGCCCGGCUCGGCCACGUGGGCCCGGCGGACGCGGCCCUGCGCCCCGCCUGCGGCCCGCACUGCCGGGGACUGGCCCAGACCUCCGUGGCCAGUGCAGGACGCCCCCUUCCUGACCCCCUCGUGUCGAGGGCGCAUCGUGGAGCCCUUCCAGAAGCCACCUGACGUGUGGUGUCGCAGCUCGCCGAAGGCAGAAACGGGCGUGAGAACCCAGCUGUCGCCAGACCCAGAAUAAACUCGGAAAAGUUGAAAACCUUGCCACUGCGUCCACUAGUUAUUUGUGUUGAAAACCUGCUCAUUUUUUGUUUAAGACGGUGAUUUUGUUCGCAGGAAGGAGUUUGCUCUGUUAAGUAAAUUAGUGAGUACUUCAGCUCUCCCUUCUCCGAGGAACCCUAACCCUCGUGACACCUGCUCCUUGGGUCCUCAGAGGCUUUUAGACCAGGUUGAAACCCCGACGAGCCCUCGUCCUGAGGCCCAGGGCUGAGGUUCCAUGGCAUGGCCAGCUGUUAAAGGGGACUAGGACGUCUGGUCAUGCUUGUGGGCUGAGGUACCUUCUGUACGACGUCAACCCCAUGGAGGGCUUCAACCUCCGCAGGGAUGUCUACAUCCGCAUCGCCUCCCUGCUGAAGACCCUGCUGAAGACUGAGGAGUGGGUGCUCGUCUUGCCCCCGUGGGGCCGCCUCUAUCACUGGCAGAGUCCUGAUAUCCUCCAGGACCGGAUUCCUUGGUCUGAGUUUUUUGAUCUUCCAAGUCUCAAUAAAAACAUCCCGGUCAUUGAGUAUGAGCACUUCAUUGAAGAGUCCGGUGGGCCCUUCAUUGACCAGGUGUAUGUCCUGCAAGGGUAUGCGGAAGGGUGGAAGGAGGGCUCCUGGGAGGAGAAGGUGGACCAGCGGCCGUGCCUGGAGCCCCUGCUGUACUCGCAGGACAAGCACGAGUACUACAGGGGAUGGUUUUGGGGUUAUGAAGAAACCAGGGGUUUGAACGUCUCCUGUCUGUCCAUUCAAGGAUCAGCGUCCACCAUAGCACCUGUGCUCCUGAAAAACACUUCAGCCCGGUCCGUGAUGCUGGACAGAGCGGAGAACUUCCUUCAUGACCAUUACGGGGGGAAGGACUACUGGGAUACCCGCCGGAGCAUGGUGUUCGCCAAACACCUGCGGAUGGUGGGCGACAGCUUCAGAAGCAGGUUCCUCAACUCCACCGAUGCCACGGACAGGAUCCCGUUUGAGGAGGACUGGACGAAGAUGAAGGUGGAGCCCGGCUCUUCACUGGGGGGCCCCUACCUCGCAGUCCACCUGAGAAGAAAGGACUUCAUCUGGGGGCACCGGAAGGACGUGCCCAGCCUGGAGGGGGCCGUGAGGAAGAUCCGCAGCCUCAUGAAGACCCACCGGCUGCACACGGUGUUCGUGGCCACGGACGCCAUCAGGACGGAGUACGAGGAGCUGAAAAAGCUGCUCCCCAAGAUGGUGACCUUUGAGCCCAGCUGGGAGGAGCUGGAGCUCUACAAGGACGGGGGCGUCGCCAUCAUCGACCAGUGGAUCUGCUCGCACGCCAGGUUUUUCAUCGGCACCUCGGUCUCCACGUUCUCUUUCCGGAUCCACGAGGAAAGGGAAAUCCUGGGGUUGGACCCCAAGACGACCUACAACCGCUUCUGUGGAGACCAGGAGAAGGCCUGUGAGCAGCCCAGCCACUGGGAGAUCGCCUACUGAGCGCCCGCCGUCUGUGCGUGGAGACCUGGCGCGGGGAGCACCCAGGAGCUUCGUCCUGCACGUCCUCCACCCGCCGUGGGCCGCAAGGGCUUCCGCGGCCCUCUGGGUCAGCACACAGCGUGUUCCUCAGGACCUGUGCUGCCGCCUUGCUGCAGAGCUGGUGUCCAGAGGAGCGGGCAGGAUCUGUGGUGAGCGGGCUGCUCAGCAGCAUGGACCCGGACGUCUUCCUGUCCACCAUGUUAGAAGUUACGGAACAAUAAAGGCACAGGCUGCGCCACUUCCAUCAGUGGCCGUUCACUGCUCGUGGGCCACCUGGUCGUCAUUAGCCAGGCAAACUCAAGCUCUUCAUUCCAGUCUUCAUUUCUGAGCUCUGUGACACUCAGGCCACACGUCCUCGCCACAGUGAUGUGUAAAUGGGUCACAGAGAUGAGGCGAGGCUGAGGCAGGGGGCUGGCCAGGAGCAGAGGCAGGGGUGGUGCCCAUCAGGGAGCCUGUCAGAGUAUCAGCUUGAGCAGCAGCCUGCAGUGGGCUGUGCGUGGUGUCCAGCAGGAGAGACUGUCUGGCCGGAGCCUGAGGACAGGUUUGCAGGUUUGUUGCUGUGGCGGUCUUCCCAGGCAAGGCCAAGUGCAGGGUCCCGUGCUCCUGAUCGGGUUGGGUGCCCACGUGUCCAGGUGCUCCUGCUUUGGUUGGGUCAGUGUAAGUUAUUUGCUGGGUCGUGCCUCAGGGUUGUGCCAGGCAGCCAGAUGGCAGUAGAGUCUCCCCACCUGCCACCUGUACUCAAGACGGAGAGGUCCAUGCGAACUGCUGCAGUGACUCAGGGUCCGGCCCAACCCGAGAGCUGCUGGCCGCACCGUGUGGGAGCUCGGGGCAGGGCCCAGCCUGCUCUCCAGAGUGCCCGUCAUGCCCGGCUGGGCUGUUGAGCUUGGGGUGUUCCGGGCUGCGGCAGCUGGUGUGGGAGAGGCGGGCCGGGAGCCGGCCUCCUGGGCUGUGGGGCCUGUGGGGUUGCCUGGGCCUCCGCAUCUCCCACGUCGGGGAGGCUGUGGCAGCGCGGCUCCUUCCCUGGCCAGCAGUCAGGUGGGAAGCAAAGUGCAGCUAGGGAGCUGGGCAGUGCCUGAGCCUGGGAGGCCAGAGGUCUUCAGCUGCAGGCCACAGGCCCCUUUGUGGCCGCGCCGCCCACCCAGCACCUGUGGCCCUGGAUGCCCCUCAGCAGGACCUUCGAGAGCCCCGCCCAGCCCCUGUGCAGACAGACGACAGUACCCACGUGGGCUUGGCCAGGGUGCCCUGUGCAGGCCGGCCCUUGCCCGGGCACGGCUCCCAGCUCAAUUCUGGGGGCAGCAGUGGCAGCUGCCCUGGCAGGUGGACCAUCGCACGGGUUUGAGCAUGGCUCCUUCCUCUUGGGCUACGGUCACCCAGUGUGCCCUCUUGCUAAGGGUGAGCAUGAAGAGUGGCCAGCCACUGCGGCUCCCUGUCCCCAGGCAGCUCAAGCCUCGGGCCCUGUAGCCCUGCUGCGCGGGCGUGGUCUGCUGAGUGGACCGAAUGAAUAAAAGGUUUCUUUUC
Messenger RNA from Marmota monax (woodchuck), 3261 nucleotides. It is a transcript of the gene Pofut2, whose product is annotated as protein O-fucosyltransferase 2. Gene Ontology annotation, molecular function: peptide-O-fucosyltransferase activity. The coding region runs from base 571 to 1704 and encodes 377 amino acids. The transcript is spliced from 9 exons. Gene Ontology annotation, biological process: protein O-linked glycosylation via fucose. The record is from RefSeq and is a predicted model, not a curated record. Lineage: Eukaryota; Metazoa; Chordata; Mammalia; Rodentia; Sciuridae.